AUGGGCCUACUCUGCUCGCAGGACAAGGUCUCUCGAUUUGUGGAGUUCUUCCAGAACGUGUUCGGAGAAGUCGAUAUCGUCGUCGAUGAGGCCGAGAGCGUCGUGAAGUGUUGGUGGGGGCACGGUGACCGCGCCAUCAACACAACAGUGGAUUACCUGGAGCAUGGCAUCCGAGUCUGCCGGGAAGGGCCGUGGCAGCCGGCUAGCUUUUCGCUGAUGCAAGUGAGGAUCCCCACGCGCCCCGCAGAGAGCGGGACGUCGCGCCUGGUGCUCUCGGCCGGUGUGCCGCAUCCAUCGGACAAGCGGCUGAGGGAGCUGUCUGCCGUCUACGGCAUCGUGGCUGCUAACGUCAAGGCGGCCAGUGACAGGGUUAAGGUGGCGCAGCUGUGGGGGCUCCACGACAAUGUCCAGGCCGCCCUGGAUCGCCUGGUUGUCGGGCCAGACAAGAAUGCAGACCAGGAAAAGAUAUCUCUGCGGCUCGGACAACGUAACCUGGAACAGCUCGCGAGCACCGGAUGGAUCCGCACGCUAGAAAGGCGACGGGCAAAGGUGGAGCUAUACCAGCAGAGAGGAACCAUCCGUGUUACGCGCCUACACAUCAUCGCGGCCUCUCUAGUUGAGGCGCUCCCCCGAUCCGUCCAGCUGGUGGACAUGGUCGACGCGGCUGUCAUGCGCAACGUGGCAGCGCGUGCCAACCUUGAAGCUUUCGCUCGAGCGGGAGGGGGUGUCGCCGGGGAUAUCGAGGUCAUUCCCGUGCGGGAAUCGUGGCGCUUGCUAGUGGUAGCGCCCGGCGAAGAGAGGGUGGAGGGCACGUGCAAGGCCAUCGGUCAAGCGGCGCGGCGGUGGGCUGAUGCUCACGUCAGCGUGCCCCUCAAUCCGCAGAUGUACGUGAAGCAGCUACACAAAAGUCGCUGGCAACGUGGAGUUGAGAAGGACUCCAAGCCACCGAUCAUUGCCGAUCUGUCGCGGGCAGUCUCGAAGCAUGGCGUCGAUCUGUGGCUUGACGCCUUCUGCCUGAGGGGGCACGUCGGGGAGAUCGCUGUCAAGAAGGCUGUCGAGGCAGUUCUCCGAACCAAGCUCAAGAAAAACUAUCCUGGCCUUCUGGCCAAACGCCGCGUACCCGAUGCGCCGAGCUCGACCGUCGACGGCGCCGGACCUCCUGAUCUCGCCCCUCCCAAGAGUCGAGCAAACGCAUGGGACUCGGGCAGCUUCAGUAGCUCCGGAACAGCAAGCUUUCCCUCUCGCAACACCACCGGAGCUCCGGCUGGGGCGGCAGCCGGAUCGAAAACGUCGGGGCAGUCGUCGGCAGCGUCCCCGGCUAGAGCAAGGCAGGCGGCUGGUACUGCCGGACACGUGGGUGUUGGUGGCGGUAGCUGCGGCGACGGUGUUGGUGCUUUUCCGGCGUUCUCGUUCGGGACGACAGCCUCUGGGCCGCCGGCGAGGGCAUGGGACAUGGAGACCUUCGCUACUGCCGGUCAUGGGGAAGACCUGGACAAGGUCUCUCGAUUUGUGGAGUUCUUCCAGAACGUGUUCGGAGAAGUCGACAUCGUCGUCGAUGAGGCCGAGAGCGUCGUGAAGUGUUGGUGGGGGCGGCAGCGUUAUCACGCCAUUUACAGAAUAGCGAAUUACCUGGAGCAUGGCAUCCGAGUCUGCCGGGAAGGGCCGUGGCAGCCGGCUAGCUUUUCGCUGAUGCAAGCGAGGAUCCCCACGCACCCCGCAGAGAGCGGAACGUCGCGCCUGGUGCUCUCGGCUGGUGUGCCGCAUCCAUCGGACAAGCGGCUGACGGAGCUGUCUGCCGUCUACGGCAUCGUGGCUGCUACCGUCCAGGCGAAUUGGCUGAAGGCCCAGCCACCGCCGCCACCGCCGCCAUCAUCAGGCGAUGGUGCCGAUAUCGGCCUCAACGGAGUGCAGAACCAAGAUGACGGCCUCCCUCAAAGCUUUGCUCCUCCUAGUGUGGAGGCGGCCAGUGACAGGGUUAAGGUGGCGCAGCUGUGGGGGCUCCACGACAGUGUCCAGGCCGCCCUGGAUCGCCUGGUUGCCGGGCCAGAGGAUCGUCUGGUUGUCGGGCCAGACAAGAAUGCAUACCGGGAACAUAUUUCUCUGCGGCUCGGACAACGUAACCUGGAACAGCUCGCGAGCACCGGAUGGGUCCGCGAGGUGGAGCGGCGAGGGGCAAAGGUGGAGCUAUACCUGCAGAGCGGAACCAUCCGUGUUACGCGCCUGCACAUCAUCGCGGCCUCUCUAGUGGAGCGGCUUCCACGAUCCGUCCAGCUGGAGUGGAACAGGUCGUGCAACGAACUGUCGAGGAUUUGCAAGGGUGUAGCGUGGCCGGGGGAUGCUCAGAAGCGCGCGUAG
Messenger RNA from Ectocarpus siliculosus, 2355 nucleotides. The record is from the annotation of a GenBank genome assembly. NCBI's taxonomy places the organism in Eukaryota, Phaeophyceae, Ectocarpales, Ectocarpaceae.